AUGUGGAAGCCAUUGGAAGUCGAAGCGUCUAUUCCCAGGGAUUGCAACAUCGACAUCCACGGGGGACAGAAAACCGGGUUCUUCUUCUGCGAGAGAUACCCUGUUUUGGUAAACCCGAGUCUCGAAGUUGUCUGGGACGCGUGCCCACAUGAGAGGAUACUUCACCGAUUGGAAUAUGCCUCCUUGAUCCCCUGGUGGGAGAAAGCCCCAAGGAUGGCAACGGCGUCACUCAUGGUGCUUGGAUACAGGCCUGGCUAUUUGCCCAGCGGAUAA
Molecule: messenger RNA, 273 nt
Organism: Sordaria macrospora k-hell
Lineage: Eukaryota; Fungi; Ascomycota; Sordariomycetes; Sordariales; Sordariaceae
Source: RefSeq, a predicted model, not a curated record